AUGAACGUUCUGCUCUCGCCACAACCUCCUGUCUUUCCUCACCACCACGAAAACCCUCGCCUCUCUCCUCAGCGAUCCCUGUCUCCCUUUCACAACAUGACUUCCCGCAAGCGAAAAGCCGACGAGGAUGGCGAUGAGACUAUGUCGCCCCGAAGCUCUCCUACCAUUUCUGCUCGAGCUCUUGCUCGUCCGGCCAAGAAAUCCCGCUCUAACGAAGUUAUUGGCCGACCUCUCGCUCUUCCCCGACUUCUCGAGACCCUCGAUACUUCUCAGUUGAGAACUGUACUGGAGCGGAUAUGCGAAAGACAUCCUGCUAUUGGUCACGAGGUUGUUACUCAAGCUCCUCGCCCAUCAGUCUCGUCGGCCCUCGAAGUUCUGGAAGGUUAUGAGGAGAAGCUGAAGAGUGCCAUUCCUUACGGCGAGACCAGCCCCGAAUAUACCUACUACCGAAUUAAGGAACCGCUGGUCGCACUGAUUGACGCACUAUCUGAUUUCACCCCCCAGUUCCUUCCGCCCAAUGAAACUCAACCCACCAAAUCUUUCGAGUUUCUGGACAAGGCCACAGACAUCAUCCACAGACUUCCUAACUGGGAGCCUCAGGCAUAUCGACAUCACAAGGAAUCUGCGUAUGAGGAGAUAUCUAAGGCAUGGGCACUUGUCAUCAACGAAGUAGGCAAACGGGCGAGUGGUCUCAAUCUACACACUCAAGGAUGGGAUCAAGUCCUGUCUCGACACAAUGAACAAUCCGGCGGACGUCUUUCUUCUGCGAUCAACACAAUGUCGACAAGCGUUAGCUGGAUGGGCUCGAACACCAACUCGGCCUCCGGCGGUUCAUCGGACUCUAAUUCUAUCCUGAACCAGCUAAUGUCUGGUACAUACGGAGCCCCUGUCAGAGUUGGACCUUGGUAG
Fusarium sp. VM40 is the source of this 909-nucleotide messenger RNA. Lineage: Eukaryota; Fungi; Ascomycota; Sordariomycetes; Hypocreales; Nectriaceae. The record is from the annotation of a GenBank genome assembly.